AUGGAGUUUUAUGACGAGUUCGACGAUAACCUCGGCGCUAUGCCGACCAAAGCACAGAGGUUGCUACUAGGCCAUACGGGACCGGAAGGUAGUAACAACCGUAACUCGAUGCACAGUUCUCUUGCUUCACCAACCGAGACUGAAUUCAACAAUAGACCAUCUUCCUCCAGUGCUUUCAAACAAGCAUUUCGUUCAACCAUGAGCAAAUCGUUCAGACGACCGAAGAGGACGGAAUCAAAUGUUUCUUCAAGUGGAGCGUUAUCAUUGAAAUCUCCAACGACUCCCUCAAGAGAUUCAUGGGGAACGUCAAACAUGCAAACACCUUCAACGGCAAACAGUGUUCAUGCUCCUGCAACGAUGUGGCCUCAAACGCCUACUUAUAAGCCAAAUAGAUCAUCACAUUAUUCAAAUAGGGCUUCCAGACGUAGCUCAUUGUUUGGAGAGAAAGGAAGGGACGAUCCGCCCUCGAAAGGUGUAUCGCCUACUCUAAUAACAAACUUCCGUGAGAAUAUGCUCUCAGGCAAAUCCACCAAAUCAUUACCUCCAAAACCUAAACGGAAAAAUACCAUUCAAGGUGGUGAUAUGAGUUUAAUGGAAAAAAUAACAGCAACAGGUUCAAAGAUCCUCAUUCCAUCGCCUAAUCGGUCGAGGCAUGCAACCUUUUCAACGCCUUCAACACAAAGAUCCGAAUUUACAGUACAAGAUGACGCACCUGAGCUACCACCAAUUCCAACCCAUUAUCGCAAUUCCAAAGCACCUUCUCAAAUGAGCUUCCUUGAGGCGAUUGAUACCACCUAUCAAAGUCGUCAUGAGUCUCACUCUCCUGGCUCAAAUCCCUCGGAAAUGGAUCCUUUUUACCUUCAAAAGCUUGCCGAAUCACCUGCUUGUUUCGAUUAUGACAUGUCAGCCACAACUGCCGAAUCACCACUUCAACCAAUGACGGAAAACACCACCGUAAACGAUAGUCCGACGGUUCCCUCUCCAUGCUCAAAAGAUCAAAUGCCUUUCAAACAGUUCAAGAGAACUCAAAGGAAGCCGUGGGAGCGUCCAAUCUGCGCUCCUCCACCGUUAGAGCUAGGUGAUUUGAGUAAUAUCUCUAAUCAGGCCAUGAAUACGGCAAUGAAACAACCUCCUGUGCCUAAAAGAACCUCUUCAAAGCCAGAUGUGAUGGAAGAGCAAGUCUUGCCUGAUUCACCAAUCUUGCCUGAUCCUAAAAGUCCAGAUUCAACAUUGCCAUAUUUGAAAGCAUCUCCCGCUCCACCAACAACACCAGACGCGCAAAAGCCAUCUUUACUCGCACAAAGAACACGAAGGAACAUAUUUGAACAGUUCAGAAAAGCUUCCAACGAUGUAAAAGAGCCACAAGUGGAAGUUCAAGAAACAUAUCCAACUGAUGACAUGGAACUUUUGACUCACGGUGACACUCCGUUGGAUCAAUUUCCCGGAAGUCCAAUCGAUAACGAUAGUAUUUUCGAUACUAUCUCAGAAGCUCACUCUGUACUUGACUCGGAACGAUUGUCUUCAUUUUUCCCAAUGCCGCCUACGAGGAACAGUACUGGUCAAAUUUCAUUACAUGCCUCUAAUAGCAUGUCAGAUCUUUCAACCACUGUCAAUUCCGAAGAAAGAGCAAAAGAUAAAUCAUUCAACCAAAAAUCUAGCUCGAUGGAACAGUUAAACAACUUGAUAGACGAUUUAGAGAAUGCAAUUACCGAUGGAGUGGGUAAAAAAUCCGGUACAAUAUCCAAAUCAGUCAGUCAAGUCAGUUUACUAUCUGAUGACACUGCCAGCAAUGUUGGUCGUGCUAUCGAGCACUCACGUGAUAAUUCACUUGCGAUAUUGAGUAAGAAGUUCAUUCAGAUCAGUGGAAUCGAUCGUCCACAGCUGGUUAUUCAAGGCAGACAAAACGUGACUUCUGCAGCGGAAGAUGGUGGUGAUAAAUCCACAAAAGCGGAAAUGAAUAAUCCUGAAGUAGUGGAAUUUAAAGCAACUUUGCAAAGUGAAUCAAUGGACGGUCAACAAACAUUAAAUCGAUCAGGAACGUAUGAUGGAUCCGAUAAAGAGGUACUCUCUAACAAUAAGGCCAAACUGCCACAAAAGACAACAAAAACGGAUAUAUACAACAUGGAUUUAUGUAGAUUAUUAGAUAUUCCCUCGAUAACCGAAACGAUUGCUACUCCUAUGGAAGAGAAAGAUGUGGCACUUGAAAAACGUCUUAGAGGUCGACAAAGAGGUUCAACAUUCUCAUUUUGGGGUACAAAUCUUUCAAAUAAAAGAGCUUCUAGUGGUUACCACAGCCAUAGUAGAAAAGGUUCAACGAAUUCUACCACACCCUCCAUUUCUUCUUCUUCACAAAGCGGUGAUCGAAGGACAUCGUUGCAAAGUGCAUCUUCAAACAAAGGCGUAUUAUCGUCGACUGCAUCUUCUACAAAGUCAAGUUCAGAAAAAUGGCAAAAAAAUCGACCGGAAUCGAUCGAUCUGGAACAUGGAUAUCCAACGGGAAGUUAUUUUUCCUAUGACAGCGAUUUAGAUGACCGUUCUCUCGGCUCUCAUCAAUCAAUCCAAGAACAAAGUUCAAAAGCGCCCAAGAUUAUUCCAUUCAAAAGCCUCUUACGCACGGUCAAGAGUUAUACUGCUGUGCAACCUGCAAUGGUCUGA
Messenger RNA from Meira miltonrushii, 2655 nucleotides. RefSeq lists its product as uncharacterized. The coding region runs from base 1 to 2655 and encodes 884 amino acids. The transcript has a single exon. NCBI's taxonomy places the organism in Eukaryota, Fungi, Basidiomycota, Exobasidiomycetes, Exobasidiales, Brachybasidiaceae. The record is from RefSeq and is a predicted model, not a curated record.